AGCACAGAAGUUUACCUGACAGCGACAAUACAGGAUGACUGUAGCAGACGUUCGGAAGUUGCUGCGAAAUUUCCAGAAAUGGUUAGAUAAUCUACUUGAUCCAUAUACUGGAGUUUAAGGAAUACUGCCAUGAGAUUUAUCAUGAAAAGUGAAUCUUAUUCAAUCUAUUCUUGAAUGAAAUCUUAAUAUUUCUGUUAAAAAAAUAAGAUAUUCUGAACGAUCUUCAAUACGUGACAAGCAUUUGAAUGUACGUUUUUUUCUUGAUAUGUCCUUUUAGGCUUGUCAAAUUGCCUUGAGGUUUGGCUGCUCAUCCGCCAACACUGUGAACACCAGGUAAGGUACAGUUUGUUGUUCUACACUGAAACAACAAAUGCAAACUCAAAUUUGCCUUCUAGUAGGGGAGAGGAGCUUUAUUUCAAUGUGUUGUAUUUUAGCUGUAAAAGUGUUUUUUCUGCUCUAGCAAAUCUUAUUUAAUACAAGAUAAUUUAUGUUUGAAGUAUAUUGUCUUUAAUAUUGUCUUUAUUUACCUUGGUUUAAUACAUUGGUUAAAUCUCAAUAUAUUUUAACACUUAAAAAUCACCAAAGUACGAAUGUGUGCGAUGAUACUCUCUGCUCUCUCUCUCCCUCCCCCACCCCCCUUAUCUAGGUGUGGCAGUGUUGUUCUUGACUUUAUGAUGAGGUUCAAUCAAACUGUAGUCGUCAGCAAUGUUUUGAUUGUCCUGUCGGAUGCUGCAAGGCAAGACAAAUUCAGAGGUUUUAAAGUCAAUCCAGACUCAAUUAAACAAGUUUUAAUACCCACAGAUGGCUCGGAAAGCACAACAAAAGGUAAAUUUUACAAAGACAUUGUUCAAUGUUUACACGUAUUCUUCCGAAGAUGGACUGUUUAUAAUUGUAUUCCGUAUCUAUUUAAUUAAACAACUUAUUCUGUGACUGAUACACUUCCAAGUUUUUGUUUUUUUCGUUGUUGUUUUAUUUAAUUGAACAAAGUCUUACUCUUAAAAAUUAUUUUAGAGAGAGUAGCACCUUACUCUUCCUUAGUACCAAGCCAAUUAGAGUUAACGUUUUCCGGUCAUGAACCUUAGCUAUGUAGUGAGAGCAGUGUAUCGACCAGGAUCAGUGUAAAUGUUGUUUGAAUGUUAUUUCAUCAAGCUUUGCAAAAUGAAUCAUUUUAGGUCCUGAGGAAUGUAACUGCCCAUCUAACAACGUCUUGUUGGCCAUAAUUGGGGUUCUUGCCUUCACAGUCCUUCUUCUAAUUAUUUACAUAAUCUGGCUACAUAAGAAAGGUAGGUAAAAGAAUCAUAAUCUAUGUUUGGCUGCAAGAUUCUUUUUAACACAAAAGCAAAUUUUUACUCGCGUUUAAAUCAUUUUUAUUUUUUCCUUUCGUUGUUUUUCAGGCGCUGUAGGGAAACAGAGGUAAGAGUUUUCUGCUAGUUGGGUUGUGUCGAUAUAAUGUGCCCGAAAUGGUUUCAUCUUAACACAAAACUCCAAUAAAAACUGAUGAAAUUCUUAGCGUUUUAUAAUUAUUUAUAUGCUUUCUCAAUUGUAGGACUUAUGAAGAUGAGAGACGUGUUUGCCACGUAAGUUACAGCUAAGACAUUGAGGUCAUGUUAGUGUGACCAGAAAUUAUGUAAUCUUACUUUACCUCUACUUUCUAUGAGAAAAUAAACGCUUGCAGCAAAUGAAAAGGAAAAAAUUUUUAGUUCUACAUAAAAAAAAGCAUAUUGCAUCAGUGGCAGAUACAAUGAAAUAAAAGAGGAAGUUAGGCUCGAUAAGGUCUUUGUCCUGUGAUCAUGCAUAUGUCCUUUACCAAGCCACUCCAUGGAUUUUCCUUCGAUUGUCCCUGGUUCAACCGCUUGGUUUCACUUCGCAGAUCGCUAAUUGGUCUGCACCCGGUUGAUAUUUGCUUUCUAAAUAAUAGAUUUCGUGCAUUUUGGCCGUCGUAUUUUCUUGAUGCCUUAUUUUCUAAACGUGAGUUUAGGAGCUUGGUACUGCAAGAGUUGUUUCGUGUGUUUAUUUGUCAAAAUAUUGGACUACUAAUCGACAAUCUUCACGUUGCAGUUUGUAGCUUGGACGAAAAUGCUAUGAGCCUCGAUCACUCUAUUGGACAUGAUAGUUUCAAAAGCAGAGAACAAAAUGUUAGUAAUAAUAAGGACAAGAGGUUAUAAACUAUUUAUAAUCUCUUAUCAUGGAAGAAUAUAAACAUUUGUCUGAUAUAAAUGGGUGAACUGAUUUUUAUAACCAUGAGGCACUUUUUACUGGGAUUAAUAACAGAUUUGGAUAUGAAUACCUUAACAGUGUGUUGGUUUAAUAGAAUGAAACAUUAUUAGAAGAUAUCGAACCAAGUCUACCUGAUUCAAGAAAACUCACCCAGCCUCAUGCGGAAUACAUGGAUCUCAUAGAAGUCAACAAAGAUGAUAGAAAAGCACAAAGUACCCCUCCAGGUGCUGAUUACGUGCCUCUUCAUCCAUUAACACGCUGCUGGGAAGUUCCUAGACAUAACGUGACCAUAGAAAAAAUCAUUGGUAAAGGUGCUUUUGGUCAGGUUGCCAAGGGAACAGCGGUAGGACUUCCAGGGAGUCCUGAGACGACCACAGUGGCUAUUAAGAUGCUUAAAAGUGAGCUCUUGUACUGUAAAUUGAAUGAGUCUUGGCCUACAGACAUUCAGGAAAUGUAACCGGGUUACUGUAAUUAUUUAGCUAUUUGCCAUUUCAUAAGUUAUGUUGUUAUUCCGACAUUUCGCAUAUUAUUCCCGUUAACCAAAUUUUACUCCUUGUUUUUAAUGCUCCAGCAAACGCCUCUGAAUCGGACAAGAGAGAUCUGAUGAAAGAACUUGACACAAUGAAACAGCUAAAACCACAUCCUUACGUCAUUAAACUUCUGGGAUGUGUUACUGAAUCUGGUAUGCUUUGGUUAUGCGGGUCUAAUUUUGCUGUACACAUUUUUCUUAUGAUUUACUCUGUAACGCUUUCUCGUCAUUGAUAAUUUGCCUCAGUGGAAGGGUGACCGCUUCGCAAUUGAGCAAAACAAACAACCAUCGCAUAAGGUAGUUUUAUCUUAUUUUAGCCAACACAGACGUUCCUGGAUUUACUGAUAGACUAAGACCGAAUAUUUGCCACUGAACAGAUCAUUCUGUUGUAGAAGCAGAAACGCUUUUUGUAAGGGAAUAAUUGGUCUGUACUUUCUUAUGAGACCGUCGCAUAGUUUUUCUUGUUUUCAUGCGAUUUCUUCAAAAAGUGUUGACCAUGACUGGGUUAUUCAUCUAUUUCAAUUACUGCUUUUUUUUUUAAAGAAAGUAACAUAUCAAUUAAAUUAUUUAAUUUCUUCAGAACAGCUGUUGGUUUUGAUUGAAUAUGUGCCUUUUGGGGAUCUGCUGGGUUACCUGAGAAAGAGCCGUGGAUUAAAAGACACUUACUACAAAGACCCGGAUAUCAAACCACAAACAAAUCUGACGUCACAGCAGCUGAUGAAGUUUGCGUGGCAAAUUGCUGAUGGAAUGAGUUACUUGUCCGCAAAAUCUGUAAGUUAGUUAAAAACUCAAAGGACAAACAAUUCUAAAACCUUCUCGUAAGGUCUAUCGUCAUGUUAAGCUCUGUCUGGCAUGGAAUAUUAUGUCUUCACAAGAUCACGCCUGGGAGAUGCAGACGUAUUCUUACCGUCUUGUCGAGGCUAUUUCUUUAAGGCCAGGAACCCUCCCGAUUUUGACGUCAUCAUAUAAGUUUUAUUUCAAUGCGAGAAUGGCGAUAUUUGUUCAUCGUUGCAAGUGUACCCCAUCGAAAUAAAAUAUCUGGGUUUUUCUCGUGUGAGCAAAGGCAGAGACGCGAAGGAAUAGGAUCUUUUAAGAUAUUCAGCUUAAACUGAGUGUACAACAAAUAUCCAUUUUAGUGACAAGGAAGAAAAGGAAUUAAAACUUCAACUUUAAAAAAUCGUCUUUGGUCGCUAAACUGCUUCAUUACAGAAUCCUAUUUCGAUUAAAAUGUUAAGGUAAGCGUUCUUUGAAAUGACUACGUAUUGCAGAAAUAAAGUAGUUUGCUUCUCUUUGGAAUAUGGAGCAGUUAUUGUAGUAGUUUUAACUUUCUGCCAUCUGGAAGAAAAAGAAAUACACACACCAUACUAUGUUGCUAGAUAUUUCUAUUUUCCUCUCUGAACCAUUUCAUUUCAGUUCUUUUUCUUCAACAAUCGCUAAGUUUUGCUGUUACAUCAAUUCUUUCUUAGAUCAUUCACCGAGACCUUGCGGCCCGUAAUGUGUUGGUUGGACAAAAGGAAAUGUGUAAAGUGACAGACUUCGGAAUGGCCAGAGAUGUGCAGCAGGAAAAUAUUUAUGAACGAAAGACAAAGGUAAUCAAGAAAAAGGGGAGGGGAGGGCGGUAUCACAUUUCGUUCAGUUUAGUGAUCUUUGACAAUCAUUGUUGUGGUUGAGCUGAUAUAUUCCUGAUUUCGAUCAUGAAUUCCUUGGGACCCCAAUGAAACUAUCAGCCAUGCGUAUACGAGUACAAUUUCAAAUAUCACUCUUUCUGACUACUCGCUUCCUAUAAUUCUCGAGCUGUUUCACAAAGUGAUAUUUAAAAUCUUUAGGGCCGUCUUCCCGUGAAGUGGACAGCUUAUGAGGCCUUAUUGUAUGGUAAAUAUACCACCAAAAGUGACGUGUAAGUAUACCUGAUUAUUACCCGUAGCAGUUUAUCAAAAAUUUUAUCAAUUUUAAUCAGGACUUGAAUUCUAUGCUUUGUCAAAGAAUACAUUUAUUUUAUUCGUCGUAUAUACUGUUUAUUUCUAUAGUCACUUCAUUUAUAUUCGUUUGAUUUGUCUUUCUGCAGAUGGAGUUAUGGAGUUUUGCUGUACGAGAUUUUCACCAUAGGUAACAUCGAAUGGAAUUUUAUAAGGCUCUGUAGAUGUUUUUUGCUUUACACCAUGUUUAAUUAAACAAUGUAUCGUGUUCAGUCAGACAAACGUAAUGAGCUUCAAACUACAUCUAGUGACAAAGGUGGUGUUUCAUUGAAGGUCGUUUUUUUGUCACAUUUAUAUUUCGAUGGUCUUGUGGUUUUUCCAGGCGGUUCACCUUACCCACGAAUGGAUGGAAGAAAAAUUGCAAACUUACUCCAGGAUGGAUACAGGAUGCCUAAACCACAACACGUCGAUGGAAAGUUGUAAGUUUUCCUUAUUUACUUGUUCUCCCUCGCCGUACAAGGAAACAUUCUUUAAAUCUUUAACAGAUUAUUUGAAUAAUACCAGGUAUCAGAUCAUGAUGAAAUGCUGGAAGAAUGACCCAGACGCAAGACCAACUUUCACUGAAUUGAAAAAUCAGCUUAAGGACAUGGAAACCCUACACAAGGUCAGAAUUUUUAUCAAUAUGAAAGUUUUUUUUCACUUAAGACCGACUGGCUUAGGCUCAGCUAAUUAGGGUUAAACGUAAUAGCAUUGAGCCUAAAUAGCGUCUCAAUGACAAUUGAAUGUCUCAAUGACAAUUAACACUUGAUGGUUAUUUAAAAGAUCAUAGGAUGAUUGCAAAACUGCAUUGAGACGCCCUAAAAUACUUCGUCCUUGAAUUUGUUUUGGUGUGAAAACCUGACCACUCAUGAGGAUAACCACUUAAAACUUUUUUAAUGGUGCUGAUUAUUAUAUUAUUUUUCUCUGCAGAAGCUAAUUGACAUGAAAAUGUACGAUAAGCAAUUGUAUGCAAACGUCGAGGAUUUAACGGUGUAG
Messenger RNA from Pocillopora meandrina, 5697 nucleotides. NCBI's taxonomy places the organism in Eukaryota, Metazoa, Cnidaria, Anthozoa, Scleractinia, Pocilloporidae. The record is from the annotation of a GenBank genome assembly.